Messenger RNA from Nicotiana attenuata, 1419 nucleotides. RefSeq lists its product as uncharacterized. NCBI's taxonomy places the organism in Eukaryota, Viridiplantae, Streptophyta, Magnoliopsida, Solanales, Solanaceae. The transcript is spliced from 2 exons. The coding region runs from base 439 to 834 and encodes 131 amino acids. The record is from RefSeq and is a predicted model, not a curated record.
UCAAGAAUAAAAAAAUAGAGAAGCAGAAUUUCUGGACAUUAUGAUGUUUGAUUGAGAGGUGUUCAUUUACAAUCAGAACCCCUCCAAAUUCCAAAACUAUUUCUUCUUGGUUCUGCUUCUUUCUUAAAUAUAUACACUAGUUUUGUUUUCUAUUUUAUUUUCUGCUGCUCAGUAGUUUUUUUUUCUUCACUUGGAUGAAGCACAAGAUUUUUCUGCUGGAUUUUGGAAUUUGGGACAUCAUUACUUCCUGUGUACAAAGUGUCAGCUUUAGGGAGAAACUUAGUCAUUUAGUGUAAUUGGAUUAAUUAACUGUUUCUGUUAUGAAAAAUUGGUUGUUUCAAUUGCUUUAUGAAGUCAAAGAUUGGAUCUUUUUUGGAUUCUAUUAGGUGGGGUUGUUUACAAUGGGCUGCUACUGGUCAUUGUUGAGAUGAAUUCUUGAUGAAGGACAGCAGUUUGAUGAGGGUUUUGUUCUGCAAAAUCCAUUGUCCAUUUAUUUGCUUCUGUAAACCCUCUGCUGCUCAUCUUUACACUUCAGGUCCAUUGAAACUGGAAAGUGGCCCACAUGUCGCUCCAACACUUGUUUCUGAUCAACAAUCUGUUGCUGCUGAGGUGGAAGAAGAGAGUUCUUUAGAUGGAAACCAACUUCCUGAAAAUGAUCUUAAAAGCUGUAUUAGGAAAAGUCCUAAUUCUUCAAAGGAAAUUGACAAGAAGAGAGUUCAAUGGAUGGAUAACAUAGGGAAAGAACUUGCUGAGAUCAAGGAGUUUGAAUCCAGUGAAACGGGGGAUACUGACACUGAAGAGGAGACAAGACAUUGUCUAUGCAUUAUUCUUUGAUGCUGCUUAACCAGCUUCUUCCUGAAACUACUUCCAAAGUGGGGGCUGCUUAACAGAAGACAAUGAGGAAUUGACUUCAUGUGCACGGGAACUUUGUUCAUGCUUCGAUCAGAAUUGCUAUUCUUAUUGCAUUUACAUCAAGAAUUUCUUCCAUGCCGUGCUUUAGUAGAGGCGGAGUUGAUGCUGUCAUUUCAAAGCUAGACUCCUCAUUUGAGUACAUUUCAUUAUCUGGGGAACAUCCCACACGGGAAUGAAGGUUGUCCAUGUAUCACUUUUCUGCCAUUGCGGAUUGUGAUCACUUCAAGCUUCUUAUGUGAGAAUUCAUGCCAACUGACAACUGUUCCCUGUCGUAAAAGCGUGAAGCCAAGCUGAUGUUUAUUCUUGCUUGAUUCUUCUGAGUGAUAAAACCACACACAAACUAACUGUUUUCUCCUGCAGUAAGUUUUCUGGUUCUAGCAUCUGUAGGCUACCCUGAAAAACCUAUGUGCACAAAUGUUAAACUACAAGAACAAGCAGCAUGUAUUGUUUCUGUUGUUUUCUCCAAAUAAUAAACUUUGAAUGAGUUUCAGCUUGGUAGACCAAUAA